AAAUAACAGGAACAAUAGGGUCCCUGUCCCCAGGCCAUUUGUAGCAGUGGCUGGGCUCCCUGGAGGCACAACUCCUUCACCUUGGCCAUGGACAAGCUCAGGAGGAGCAAGCCCCGGUUGGGACCACCCCUUCCACCCCCAAGAUGUGUAGUCUCCUGUCAAGACUCCCCAGUUUGGAGAACAGAUGCCCCCUGCGCGUCUCCUCUGCCUGCCGCAGGGACCUGGAGACACAGGCACCCCAUCCCGAAGGCCCAGGAGGAGGAGGAAGAAGAGGAGGAUCAAUAUGAGCUGCCCCCCUGUGAGGCUCUGCCCGUCAGUCUAGCUCCUGCCCACCUUCCUGGCACUGAGGAGAACUCUUUGUACCUGGAUCACUCUGGACCCCUGGGCCCAUGCAAGUCACCACCACCGAAGCCCCAGCCCAAGAUGUUGAAGACGCCACUGAGCCUGCAGGAGUCUGUGAAGCAGAGAUUGCCCUCUGGGAGAACGCGGUAACCGGGAUGUCCUCUUUCCAGGGCUCACCCUCUCCCC
Molecule: messenger RNA, 528 nt
Organism: Rhinolophus ferrumequinum (greater horseshoe bat)
Lineage: Eukaryota; Metazoa; Chordata; Mammalia; Chiroptera; Rhinolophidae
Product: SH2 domain-containing protein 6
Exons: 7
Coding region: 88-492 (134 amino acids)
Source: RefSeq, a predicted model, not a curated record